This is a messenger RNA of Clonostachys solani, 321 nucleotides long. Lineage: Eukaryota; Fungi; Ascomycota; Sordariomycetes; Hypocreales; Bionectriaceae. The record is from the annotation of a GenBank genome assembly.
AUGGCCCCACACUGGAUCAAGCUGCUCUUGUCAUUUCUUACCCUCUGGGGCCUCGCCAUGGCCCAGAACAAUGACCUGAACCAGGCCAUUGGCAUGAUGAACCAAGCCCGCCAAUCUCGAGGGCUCAAGCCUCUGCUUUGGAGCAAUGACUUGGCCAACGGUGCUACUUUCUGGGCCCGUGAGAUGGCCAUUGGUGCUGCGGGUUUCGCGCAUGCACCUGUGCAGUUCCGGCCCAACCAGGGCGAGACUCUCUAUGAACGUCAGUCGGCAAGAUGUGAUGCUGCAUACGACGCCCCACUCCAAGCAGCCGCAACGGCCUAG